CUGCUCACCCAGUCUGUUCUGCAGAACACAUUUACUCAGAGUCAGACUCGGACGAGGGAUGAGUGAGAACUAGUUUCUGGCUUGGUGAUGUGCCCAUAGACUGCUGGAUCAUAAGGAUGCGCGGGAUGUUGGAGAGGUAGAGCUUCUUAAACUGUUGGAUUGUACCUUUUGUAUUUGAACGCAAUAGUGAAGAAGAUGAUGGUCCCUGCCGCUUGUAGGAAAGCUCUGCAGGUGUGUUUACUCCUGCCGUUGCUUGGACAGAUUCACUGCAGAGUGACGGCGCCGGGGCGGCUGGAGGCUCCAGUGCAGCAGCCCUUCGUUCUGACCUGCAGUGUCUCCAGGGAGCGGGGCGAGUCGCUGAAGGAGGUGCAGUGGCUGGACUCCCAGAACCAGACGCUGCUGCGCUACCACCCCGGCAACAGAGACAGCGUGAGCGGGCAGCAGCACGUGGAGCUCUCCACCUCCCCGAAGGACAGCUCAGCAAUCAAGAUCCGCAGGGUGGGCUUCCGAGAUGAGGGAUGCUACACCUGCAUCUUUCACCUGCAUCCCACCGGGCCCAAGCAGGGCCAGACGUGCCUCACUGUCACUGCACAAGUCGAGGCUGAGAGAAACAAGACGGCCGUCAGCGGGAAGAAGGCCUCCCUGUCCUGCUCCUACGGCCUGCCUGAGAAGGUUCAGCAGGUCGUGUGGAAACACACCUCCGCCCAAGGUGAGUCCAAGGACGUGGCCUCCUUCGCCAAGCGGAGCGACCCCAUGAUCGAGCCGCUGUACCAGGGGAGAGCGUGGCUCGCCGCCUCCCUGUCCGACAGUCAGCUCACCAUCCAGCCCGUGGCCAUCCAGGACGAGGGCUGCUACACCUGCCAGUACGAAACACAGUCCGAGGGACUAAAGAGCUCCGUGGUUUGCCUCUCCACCUACGUGCUGCCCAAACCUCAGGUGAGCUACAAGACCACGUCUCCAGGUGUGAUCGAGGCAAACUGCACGUCCGUGUCCCGUCCGCCGGUGGAGAUCGUGUGGAACGUGGAGACGGACAACCGCACCAUGGGCCCCCCCGUGACCACCCAGCUCCGGCAGGACGACGGCACCACGCUGGUCAUCAGCACGCUGACCGUCCGCUCGGGGCUGCUCAAAGACGUGUCCGUCAAGUGCUUGGUGCAUCACAAAGGGCUGGAGACCCCCAUCGCUGUAUCCAUGAACACUAAGAUUGGCACGGCUCUCGCCAUCCUGAUUUCAGUCACCACGGUAGCGGCUCUGCUGGUUAUGUCCCUGUGCUUCUGCCUCUGGAAGUGUUUUUUACGUAAAGAAGAUGAUUAAACCUACACAGAACACCCAACGCUGAUAAGAGGAGGCCGUGCUUCUCAGGACCAGCUGAAGAAGAUGAUUUCCCUGCUGCAUCACCUUGCUCAUCACUAUAUCGGUGCAAAGGGAAGAUGCUCCGGCGCACCUUUGCAGGACCUCCAGUACAAUCCCCAUUAUGACCACCGACUGGACAAUGACAUUCAGCUCUGCUCUGCUGCCUCUUUAUGUGACUCUUGCAUAAUCUCCAGGCUGUCCUCACAUGGUGUCUAUGAGAAGCGCUUAAUCAGAUCUUUUCUCUCUCUCUCUCUCUGAAUCAGCGACUCUGUGACUGAUUGAGUCGAAGGCCACACAUUCCACGACCAAACGCAGCGUCUCUGUGGUUUUGCAGCAUGUUGCAUGGGCUUGAAAAACACCUUCCCUUCUUAACGGGCCCUCAAAGUUUUUAUUUCUCGUUCCCUUCUUGUUUUGAAUCUGGCGAAAAGAUCACAAACACAUUUCCCGAGUCACACAAUGGACACUUUGGGCUAUUUUGGGAACCCACGUGCAAUUUUUUAUCAGUAAGAAAAAUAAAAGAACCGUAUCCUUCAGCUAAUUGGAGCAAUGAGGUGAUAUUUUUCCUCCGCUUGUACCUCAGUCAGAGAGAGCUGGGUGGAGUAAUGGGUACUAUUAGAUGAACUAAAAGGGCAGCACGCUUAUAUGUUGUAAUAUCUGUUGCGACCUUUUAUGCCUGGUACAGUCUGUUUGUGAUGAGUGUGUGUGUGUGUGUGUGUUUGGAGGUGAAAUUCCUCGGUCAGAUGGGUUGAAUCAGUAGCCUGAAGAAGCAACACAGAAACCUUUUAGGUGCCCCUGAGAGGAAUGCGUGUCUUGUUGCUCGCCGUGAAGUCGGGCACUUUGUGCGUCGGUGUUUUUGAAAAAGGACUCGAGGACGAAAGGUCAAAUAUCCCAAAGGUCCCGCUCAUGUUGCUCUGGAUCAACGGGACGGCAACAGUACUGGCCUGAAACACCGUGUAGUGAUGCUUCUGGGUAAUAUUACCUUUACAUGUGACUUUUUUUUUUUUUUUAAAUCAAAGCUUCGUGUCGAAAUAACAGCGCUUAUCGAAGCAUGUGAUUUACAUCCGUCAACGUACUUACUUUAUCGACAAAAGUGUGAUUCAAGAGUCAUCGGAGUCCGGUGGGGAACGUCACAUUCCUGACCAGGAAGAGUCUCGGUGGAAAUACUGUAUUUGCAAAGUAAUCAAUCACAUCUGAACACCUCUGAAAACUGUUUGUUUUUUUUUUAAUUAACUGAAAUGUGUCAAAGCAUCUGGACCUGCUCGGAGAGACGGCGCGUUACGACCAACCACGCAUGUAAAGUUAAUGCAAUACAGUGAAGCAAACCAAAUAAUAAAAUAAUAAAGACAUGUAUACGUCUCCUAA
This is a messenger RNA of Cololabis saira (Pacific saury), 2715 nucleotides long. RefSeq lists its product as uncharacterized. Gene Ontology annotation, molecular function: cell-cell adhesion mediator activity. Lineage: Eukaryota; Metazoa; Chordata; Actinopteri; Beloniformes; Belonidae. The transcript has 7 exons. The record is from RefSeq and is a predicted model, not a curated record. Bases 196 to 1314 code for a protein of 372 amino acids.